GGUGCCUUUCGGUUAUUGUAUGGAUUGUAUUGUAUAUAUUAUAUAAGUUAUGUUUUUCCAAAGUCUAUAUGUAAAAGUAAACACAUGUUAAAGCAGUAGGUUUAUACUUCAAAAAUGACUACGAAAUUAAUAUUACGCACAGGUGUAAAAGCAUUCAGUAAUGGAUAUGUGUAUUCUAGAUUUUGUACUGGUGAACUUUCGUUUUGUAGGACUUUGCCUUAUAAACAAUUCACUCGACCGCUGGCCACCAAGGAUGAUGUGGAGAAGAACAUUCAAAAGUACAAGGAAGGCAAGUUCGGCACGCUUCCCGAUCCCGACAAAUUGGACCAUUUCCGGAAAUCCAACGACGAUAAGAAGCAGGCAACUUCUCUUCAGGCGUCAACCGAGGAUUUGCCUCCCCUGGGCACCCAUGCAUUGCCGCACCCAAUAUGGACAGAAAGGGAGCUUCACAGCGUUGAGAUAACGCACAAGCCGCCAGAGGGCUUUGUUGACAAGGCCGCUUACUAUACCGUGCAGAUCAUGCGCACAGUCUUCGACGUCAUUUCCGGUUUCAAGUGGGGUCAGACAAAUGAACAAAAGUGGCUUAAGCGAAUCAUCUUCCUGGAGACGGUUGCCGGGGUGCCUGGGAUGGUUGCCGCCAUGACGCGGCACCUACACUCACUGCGCCGCAUGCAGCGCGACUAUGGCUGGAUACACACGCUUCUCGAGGAGGCCGAAAACGAAAGAAUGCAUUUAAUGACAGCAUUGCAGUUGAGGCAACCAGGGUUCAUGUUUCGCACUGGCGUUAUUGUGGCACAGGGUACGUUUGUGACCCUGUUCAGUUUUUCCUACCUGAUCUCGCCGAGAUUCUGUCACCGCUUUGUGGGCUAUUUGGAAGAGGAAGCCGUGAAGACGUACACCAAAUGUUUAAAGGACAUAGAGGACGGCAACAUGCAGCACUGGAAAACGCAUCCUAGUCCGGAGUUCGCCACGCGAUACUGGAAACUCGCCCCCGACGCCACGAUGAAGGACGUGAUUCUUGCGAUACGUGCGGACGAGGCGCACCACCGCCUGGUGAACCAUACCCUCGCCUCCAUGAAGGAAACAGACUACAACCCGUACAAGCCCGGACAGUAACUCACUCUCACUACGUCCCGUCCAUACCCUGACAGUAACCGGCACUCAAAACAUGCUGUACAAGCCAGUUCGACCAUCCGCAGUCACUACAUCGUGUACCAACCCGGACAGUGAAGCGCUUUCACUGCAUGACGUUUAUUAGUGGAUGAAUAAGGAUGGACGUAUAGUCACUCAUCUAUCUUUUGGAAAACACGCAUUUAUACUGCACAAGUGGUGAAUACAACAAUAUUUAAUGUAUAUUAUAUAUUGUAUCAUCAUUUAAGCUGUCAUAUAUACAUUAUAAUUUAUUUACAAUGUGAUUAUGUUGUUAAAUCGAAUGUAGUUAUACCUGUAAUUUUGAGUAUUUUUGAUACCUUUAAAUUUGAGUGAUUAAGGCAUAUAUUUAGAAUAAGAAAACAGAUAUUUAACAUGCUGUGUGAUGCAAGAAGGGAUUGUCGAGACACGGAUGUGUGUUCAGAAUAUAGGAGUGUUGUCUUGCCUCAAUUUAUCAUAACAGCAAGUACAUUCAACAAGGAUAGUAAUGUUAUCUACCUCAAUGCCUAAUAACAUCAAGUACAUUCAACAAUAAAGCGUGCAGACUGUUCUGCGGACUCUAAUGUAGGUGCAACCUGAAGAUGACAAGACAGACUAUUAUGUCUACCAGCUAAAAUGAAAUCGGUAGGACUCGUGGAACGAUUUUUUACUGUGUGGAGAUUUCGCAAACAAGGCACAAACGUUUUUUUUUUUUUUUUUCAAAACGAAUCUCAUUGUUGUUAAAAAUGAUUACCUGUUGAUUAUAUACAUUUUGUAGUGUUUGUUACCAUAUUGAUUAUAUACAUUUUGUAGUGUUUGUUGUGUGUACUGCAUAAAAUUUACAUACGUCAA
Messenger RNA from Dreissena polymorpha, 1980 nucleotides. RefSeq lists its product as uncharacterized. NCBI's taxonomy places the organism in Eukaryota, Metazoa, Mollusca, Bivalvia, Myida, Dreissenidae. The transcript is spliced from 10 exons. The record is from RefSeq and is a predicted model, not a curated record. The coding region runs from base 115 to 1116 and encodes 333 amino acids. Gene Ontology annotation, molecular function: alternative oxidase activity. Gene Ontology annotation, cellular component: mitochondrion. Gene Ontology annotation, biological process: alternative respiration.